AUGGGGCUGCGAAGCCUUACCGGAAAACUGAGUAUUGUAACUGGGGCCGCUCGUGGCAUAGGGAGUGCAGUCGCAGAAAAUCUUGCCAGCAAAGGAAGCUCUAUAGUAUUAGGAUACAGGAGCACCUCCUCUGAUCGGGUUGCACAGACACUAUGUCGGAAGCUCGAGGCUCAGUAUGAUGUGAAAGCGAUACCAGCGCGUGCAGACAUCGGGACAGAAGCUGGUUGUGCGACGGUCAUCAAGCUGGCCAAUCUAAAUUUCGGAAACAGCAAAACCGGAGAUCUUCGAAUAGAUAUAUUGAUCAACAAUGCAGGAAUUGCGAGGAUGAAAGGCAUAGGGGACAUUACACGAGAAGAGUUCGCGGAAGUCUAUCAGACGAACGUCCUUGGUCCCAUUCACAUGGUUCAGGCCUGUCUUCCGCACCUACCAUGGGACAGAUCUGGUCGAAUUGUCAAUGUCUCUAGCGUAGGUAGCACAUUAGGAUUACCCGAGCAGACUCUCUAUGCAGGAUCAAAGGGUGCAUUGGAAGCAAUGACGAGAGUUUGGGCACGUGAGCUUAGCAAAAGAGCCACUGUGAAUGUGAUAAAUCCAGGACCGGUGGUAUCCGAUAUCUAUCAUGGUAUUCCGGAAUACAUACGAGAGGAUUUGGGAAAGUGGAAUCGCAUUGCACCUCUCGCCCAGGAUUUUACGGCACAGGAGCUGGAGGAGCAACCGUGGAUCAAGUAUGGUGGAAGGCCGGCGUAUCCCUCAGAAGUCGCUGGCGUAGUAGCGAUGUUAUGUAGUGAAGAUGCCGGAUGGACAACAGGCAGUCUCAUAAGUGCCAAUGGUGGUAUGCGCAUGUCAGUAUAG
This is a messenger RNA of Exophiala aquamarina CBS 119918, 849 nucleotides long. RefSeq lists its product as uncharacterized. The record is from RefSeq and is a predicted model, not a curated record. The transcript is spliced from 2 exons. The coding region runs from base 1 to 849 and encodes 282 amino acids. NCBI's taxonomy places the organism in Eukaryota, Fungi, Ascomycota, Eurotiomycetes, Chaetothyriales, Herpotrichiellaceae. Gene Ontology annotation, molecular function: oxidoreductase activity, acting on the CH-OH group of donors, NAD or NADP as acceptor.